Molecule: messenger RNA, 615 nt
Organism: Beta vulgaris subsp. vulgaris (sugar beet)
Lineage: Eukaryota; Viridiplantae; Streptophyta; Magnoliopsida; Caryophyllales; Amaranthaceae
Exons: 1
Coding region: 1-615 (204 amino acids)
Source: RefSeq, a predicted model, not a curated record
AUGAGAUGUAACCGGGGUGAAAGAUAUCGGGGUGAAGGUAGGGAUCUUAGCGUAGCAGAACGUGUAGCUACGAAAACAAAAGCAUGUGGAUGUAGAGCGAAAAUUAAGCUUAUGUUUUUGGAUUACCCUGAUCGAACGGGAUGGGUGAUCAAAGCAGAUCCAGGAGUAAGUGGCAUGCAUAAUCACGAGUUUAUUCAUUACCGUGAGGGCCACCAACCCGUUAGCGGUCUUAGUCCUGCGGCAAAGGUUUUCGCUCGCGAUAUGAUGAAGUCGCAUGUUAGGCUUGCUAGUAUUAUGAAAGUCGUUAAUGAGAGAUUUCCCGAUGAUCAUCCUAAUAUGAGACACUUGUACAACCUGAAGGAAAAUGAUAGAAGGGAAGCAAUGGAUGGUAGAGACGUGAUGCAGCAAUUCCUACACCUUGCUCGAGAGCACAACUACAUUUUCUGGAUACGGCAAGACGAGCUGACAAAUGUGAUGACACAGACGUUCAUGGUGCACCUUCGAUUGACAGAUAUCCUCCGUACUUAUCCGCAUGUUGUUACUAUGGAUGCAACAUACAAAACUAAUAAAUAUAACAUGCCUUUUUUUGGAGCUCAUUAUGAUGACACCUUGUAA